Triplophysa rosa is the source of this 1261-nucleotide messenger RNA. RefSeq names its product methylosome subunit pICln-like. Gene Ontology annotation, biological process: cell volume homeostasis; mRNA cis splicing, via spliceosome; chloride transport. The record is from RefSeq and is a predicted model, not a curated record. Gene Ontology annotation, cellular component: methylosome; spliceosomal complex; cytosol. The transcript is spliced from 7 exons. Lineage: Eukaryota; Metazoa; Chordata; Actinopteri; Cypriniformes; Nemacheilidae. Bases 260 to 1012 code for a protein of 250 amino acids.
AUUACACAGGAAAUAUGAACGAGACCCACAGACGUGACGCGUGACUGUCUUUCUUUGAAGUAUUAAAACAGUUUCUCGACACGCAAACUGCUCGCGUUUUACGCGGGCGCGUAUGUAAGUGCUGUUCAGUCAGAUAGCGUGAAGCUUCCAGUAAACAGUGAGCUGAGCAGUGCAGCGCGUGUGUGUGCGUCGAGUCAGUCGAGCAUCAGUGUUUGAGCGGGUUCACGCUAAUUUACCACAUUUCAUACAGUCACAUUUGAUGAUGGUUGUGUUAAAAAGUCUGAGUCCACCCAGCGAGGGAAUCAGACUUCAGCAGGCCGAGACCUCUGCGGUUUUGGACGGCAAGCGACUCGGAUCGGGAACACUGUUCGUGACUGAGACGCGUUUGUCAUGGUUUGAUGGCUCAAGUAUGGGGUUCUCUCUGGAAUAUCCCUCCAUCAGUCUUCAUGCUAUCUCAAGAGACCUCGGAGCAUUCCCAGAAGAGCAUCUGUAUGUGAUGGUCAAUGCAAAACUGGACGCCGAUGACGGUGAAACCGAGAUGAAGGAUAAAGCUCCAGAAGACGCAGGAGAAGAUGAAGAUGAGAGUGACGGUGGCAGUGAAGAUUCAGAAACUAUCACAGAGAUUCGCUUUGUGCCCAGUGAUAAAGCUGCGCUGGAGCCCAUGUUCUCGGCCAUGUGUGAGUGUCAGGCCUUGCAUCCCGACCCGGAGGACGCUGAUACAGAUGAUGAUGAUUAUGAAGGAGAGGAGUAUGAUGUAGAGGAGGCAGAACAAGAGCAGGCACAGGGAGACGUGCCCACGUUUUACACCUAUGAGGAGGGUCUGUCUCACCUGACGGCAGAGGGUCAGGCCACACUGGACCGAUUGGAGGGGAUGUUGGCUCAGUCAGUCGCCCAGCAGUUUCACAUGGCUGGAGUCAGGACGGACCAAGCCUCGGCUGAAUUUGAAGAUGGUAUGGAGGUCGACUCAAAUACAGUUGCCGGACAGUUUGAGGAUGCUGAUGUGGAACACUGAUGGAGUGUAUCUGUAAACUGCUGAUUAUAGCACUUCACUGAGGCAUGCUGGGAUACCGGCUGACUCACCAGGCCCACCACUGAAAGCUCUUAUACUCUCACACUCUCUCUGUCUCUCCUUCCCUGAAUUUACCCCAGCCACAGACAUUACUCGCUGAUGUAUUUUGUAGUUUUCUCUGAAGACCGGAAUAAUUCUCCUUAAUGUUAAUGGGUUUGUUAGACAUUUAAUAAAUACAGUUGUUUUUGUACA